Theileria orientalis strain Shintoku is the source of this 1353-nucleotide messenger RNA. RefSeq lists its product as uncharacterized. Lineage: Eukaryota; Apicomplexa; Aconoidasida; Piroplasmida; Theileriidae. Bases 1 to 1353 code for a protein of 450 amino acids. The transcript is spliced from 2 exons. The record is from RefSeq and is a predicted model, not a curated record.
AUGAACCUACCUUUUAAGUUUAUUUUUAUAAUUUUUUAUUUCUUAUCUCGAAAUAAACAAAAUAUAGUUGUUUGUGUAGGUAAUACAUAUCCAGGCGGCCAAAAUGAAAUAACAGAUUUAAUUUUACAAAGCGAGCCUAGAGGUCUAGAAAUUGUUACAGAGGGUAGCACUGGACCCAAUGAUGCCACCAAAUACAACUUCAGAAGGGUUGGUGAAAACGAAACACAUUAUAUAUUUAAAAAAGGUGUAAAGUGUACUGAGGUUAGGGCCCAAGGAUCGACCGUGUGGAAGGUUAAAAAAGGAGGCUUUUACCCAGGUGCUGUUAGCUUCUAUGAGCCGGAUGAAAUAGCUAUUAAUUUUAGCAAUGAUUUGAUAGUUUUAUAUUACAGGCGUAGUAAAUGGAGGUUUCGGGAAGAACUUUUAGAGAGCGAGAUAGAAUCUUUAAAACAGCCUCCAAAUUUAAAUAACACAGGUAUAGUUCUCAAUAUUGGUUCUAUAAUAAAUGGAGAUUUAUUUAAUUUUAUUAGAGAGGAAAAUUUGGACAGUUUUACACCUAAAGAAGGGCAUUUUUUUAAAAUACUUAGACAAAAUAGGUCGAUGAUAUGGAGCACCACCAAUCCGAAUCAAUACGCAAAUGCCAUACACAUAUUGUACAAAAAAUCGGCUUUUAUAUCUCAAGUCAAUCGAAGAUGGAAGAUAAUAGAGUUUAAACCUGAGCCCGAGUAUCUUGAGCUUGAAAACAAUCUAAUUACUCUUGACAUUAAACAAAAAAAGACCACUGACUGCAUUAAAUUUGGGGUGUAUCCUGGGUUUAUUAAAUUCAUUGCUACAAACAUCAACAUAUUCAACAAGAUCAUAGACGGUUGCAAUACCAUAUGGGAGCCUAAGAAUGGAAAAUAUUCCAAAACAGUAACCGUUAAAACAACCGGAAAGGGCAUAAAAACAGUUAGAGUAUUUAACAUUGAUGACGAGAUUGAAGAUAUAGAAAUUAAGUUUCAGUUGGUCGAUGUUGAUAUUAGUAGAACGGAAAGCACUGCAGAAAUUGAUUAUCAGGACAACGGCUUUUCAAAAAUAUAUGAACCCAAAGAUGGCUUCUUUUUUAAAAGCAUAAAUGAGAAAGGUGACGUAAUAUGGAGAUCAGAGGAACUAUGCGAUCAUGGUCAUAAAGUAGAAGUAAGGGAAGUUAACGGCAUCAGAAAAGCUUAUAUUUAUGUAUAUGAGGCAGGCGUUAUAAAAAAAUAUCAAAAUGAAGGAGUCGCUCCCGGCGCUGGUUCCUACUCUCCCAGCCCCGCCUCCCUAAUGGGACCAUAUCGCAAAAAUCUUAGUACAAAUGAAGAUUUAUGUAUCAUAUAA